AUGGCAUCACCUCUGCCCUGGCUCUACAUUCUUCUAUGGGUAGAAAAUAACCUAGGGACACUUGAAGAUGAAGGAAACUUCUACUCCAGAAACAUCAGUCGGAUCCUGGACAACUUGCUUGAGGGCUAUGACAAUCGGCUACGUCCAGGAUUUGGAGGUGCUGUCACUGAAGUCAAAACAGACAUUUAUGUGACCAGUUUUGGGCCCGUGUCCGAUGUGGAGAUGGAGUAUACGAUGGACGUUUUCUUCCGCCAGACUUGGACUGAUGAGAGGUUGAAGUUUGGGGGGCCAACUGAGAUUCUGAGUUUGAAUAACUUGAUGGUCAGUAAAAUCUGGACACCUGACACUUUUUUCAGGAAUGGCAAAAAAUCAAUUGCACACAAUAUGACAACCCCUAAUAAACUCUUCAGAAUAAUGCAGAAUGGAACCAUUCUAUAUACCAUGAGGCUUACCAUCAAUGCUGACUGUCCCAUGAGGCUGGUUAACUUUCCUAUGGAUGGGCAUGCUUGUCCACUCAAGUUUGGGAGUUAUGCUUACCCCAAAAGUGAAAUCAUAUAUACUUGGAAAAAAGGACCACUUUACUCUGUAGAAGUCCCAGAAGAAUCUUCAAGUCUCCUCCAGUACGAUCUGAUUGGACAAACAGUAUCUAGUGAGACAAUUAAAUCUAACACAGGUGAAUACGUAAUAAUGACAGUUUAUUUCCACUUGCAAAGGAAGAUGGGCUACUUCAUGAUACAGAUAUACACUCCUUGCAUUAUGACGGUCAUUCUUUCCCAGGUGUCCUUCUGGAUUAAUAAGGAGUCUGUCCCGGCCAGAACCGUAUUUGGGAUCACCACUGUUUUAACCAUGACCACAUUAAGCAUCAGUGCUCGGCACUCCUUGCCAAAAGUGUCGUAUGCAACCGCCAUGGAUUGGUUCAUAGCUGUUUGCUUUGCUUUCGUCUUCUCAGCUCUUAUUGAGUUUGCGGCUGUCAACUACUUUACCAAUCUUCAGACACAGAAGGCCAAAAGGAGGGCACAGAUUGCAGCUUCACCCCCAGUGACAAUAUCAAAAGUGAGAGAACCUUUGGAAGCUGAGAUUGUUUUGCAUCCUGAUUCCAAGUAUCACCUGAAGAAAAGAAUCACCUCUCUGACCUUGCCAGUAGUUCCAUCCCCUGAGGCCAGCAAAGUCCUCACUAGAGCUCCUAUCUUACCAUCAUCACCUGUCACACCCCCACCACUCUCUCCAGCCUUUGGAGGCACCAGUAAAAUAGACCAGUAUUCUCGGAUUCUCUUCCCAGUUGCAUUUGCAGGAUUUAACCUUGUAUACUGGGUAGUUUACCUUUCCAAAGACACGAUGGAAGUGAGCAGCAGUGUUGAAUAG
Molecule: messenger RNA, 1362 nt
Organism: Enhydra lutris kenyoni (northern sea otter)
Lineage: Eukaryota; Metazoa; Chordata; Mammalia; Carnivora; Mustelidae
Gene: GABRA6
Product: gamma-aminobutyric acid type A receptor alpha6 subunit
Exons: 9
Coding region: 1-1362 (453 amino acids)
Biological process (GO): regulation of postsynaptic membrane potential; monoatomic ion transmembrane transport; signal transduction
Cellular component (GO): synapse; GABA-A receptor complex; dendrite membrane
Molecular function (GO): GABA-A receptor activity; transmitter-gated monoatomic ion channel activity involved in regulation of postsynaptic membrane potential; GABA-gated chloride ion channel activity
Source: RefSeq, a predicted model, not a curated record